This is a messenger RNA of Solea senegalensis (Senegalese sole), 3102 nucleotides long. Its product is annotated as relaxin receptor 2-like. The transcript has 20 exons. The coding region runs from base 163 to 2436 and encodes 757 amino acids. Lineage: Eukaryota; Metazoa; Chordata; Actinopteri; Pleuronectiformes; Soleidae. The record is from RefSeq and is a predicted model, not a curated record. Gene Ontology annotation, biological process: G protein-coupled receptor signaling pathway. Gene Ontology annotation, molecular function: G protein-coupled receptor activity; protein binding. Gene Ontology annotation, cellular component: membrane.
CUUGACUCACCGGCUCGGUGAACAAAGCCGCUGCUGCUUCAGCUCGUGCAGCCGCUGCCUGUGGACUGUUUUGUCGACUGUUUUGUCUGGUUGUGUUUUUUGUUAAAGAACGGAAACUCUCAUCAUCCUGGAUCUGUUGGAGGCUGAAAACACGGGAGCGACAUGAGAGCGGGCGAACUUCUGAUCAUCAGAAUGGACCUAACUGUCAUUAUGUUGCUCAUCCACCUGACCCACAGCGAGACUCGAGCACUGGUGGCCAGCAGCAGACCAGAAGUAGAGGCCAGGUGCCCGUUGGGUCAGUUCCCAUGUGGGAAUUUGAGUGAGUGUCUCCCCCAGGCUCUGCAGUGCAAUGGACACAAAGACUGUCCUAAUGGAGCAGAUGAGCGGCGCUGUGGGGACAACGUCGGAUGGGCAGACCUGUUUGGACAAACACUACAGAAUGCCAAUCCUGUGGACCAGGACUUUCAGAAAGAGUGCCUGUUGCAGGAGUAUCCAGAGAGCUGUGAUUGCAUCCAGACAGAUGUGGAGUGUGUGGAGGUCAACCUGCAGACUGUUCCACCCCUGUCUCCAAAUGUGACCUGGCUGUCACUGCGGAGCAACGAGAUUCGAGUGCUGUCUGACUUUGAUUUCUCGGAAUUCUCCGCCCUACAGAGACUGUUUCUUCAAAACAACAGCCUCCAGUCAGUAUCCAAACAUGCCUUCAGUGGCCUGUACAAUUUAAAGAGGCUGUUUCUCAGUGAGAACCUGAUAUCUUCCCUCAGUCCUGGUGUCUUCAGAGAUCUGCACCAGUUAGAGUGGCUGAUGUUGGACCAUAAUCCACUCGGAGGUUUGUCCCAGGACACAUUCAUCGGACUCCAGUCUCUCAUGUAUCUAUCCAUGGUGGACACCUCGCUGCUGCAGCUUCCACACCCAAGCUUUUGUCAACACAUGCCCGCGUUGGACUGGCUGGAUCUUGAGGGAAACCAGAUUCAAACUCUCAACUACUCCCUCCUGAAGUCCUGCAGCAAGCUUGGGGUUCUGUUACUGAUGGACAACAGGAUAAGAAGAGUGCCUGAAAACACCUUCCAGUCUCUGUGGAAACUGGCUGAACUGAACCUGUCCAGUAACAGGAUAAGGGAGCUGCCAAAAAACACCUUUAAAAACCUUUCCAAAUCCCUUCUUAAACUAAAUGUCUCCUACAAUCCUCUCCUCCGCAUUCACCCGAGCCACUUCAACCAUCUGACACAUCUUCAGUCUUUGGCGCUAGAAGGAAUAGAAAUCCCGGAUAUUCAGACUAAGAUGUUUCUCCCUAUGGAGAACCUGUCCCACAUAUACUUUACAAAGUUCCAGUACUGCUCGUACGCGCCACACGUCAGGUCCUGUAAGCCCAACACAGACGGUAUAUCUUCCUUUGAGGACCUGCUGGCUAACAUAGUGCUGCGAGUGUCCGUCUGGGUCAUGGCCUUCAUUACGUGCUUUGGCAACCUCUUAGUCAUCGGCAUGAGGUCACUGAUCCGAGCGGAGAACAAUCUGCAUGCUGCCUGCAUCAAGGUCCUGUGCUGUGCAGACUGCCUCAUGGGCGUGUACCUGUUCUUUGUCGGAGUGUUCGAUGUGAAGUUUCGCGGGCAGUACAACCGCAACGCUCUGCUCUGGAUGGAGAGCGUGGAGUGUCGGACCAUCGGAUUCCUCGCCAUGCUCUCGUCAGAGGUGUCUGUUCUCCUCCUGACCUAUCUGACUCUGGAAAAGUUCUUGGUUAUUGUCUUUCCCUUCAGCAACCUACGCCCAGGAAAACUUCAGACGGGGGUGGUGCUGGCCUCUAUCUGGCUACUGGGGUUCAUUAUUGCUGCCGUGCCUCUCAUGAAUGAGGACGUGUUUGGAAACUAUUAUGGACGCAACGGAGUCUGCUUCCCCCUGCACUCUGACAGGCAAGAAAACCCUACUGCCAAAGGAUAUUCCACAGGGAUUUUUCUGGGUCUGAACCUGGUGGCGUUCCUGGUGAUCGUCUUCUCCUACUCCAGCAUGUUCUUCUCCAUCUACAAAACGGGCAUUAACGCCACAGACCUGAGAAGCAGGCUGCACAAAGAUGUGGCCGUGGCCAACAGGUUCUUCUUCAUCGUGUUCUCUGACGCCCUCUGCUGGAUUCCCAUAUUCUUGGUCAAAAUCCUCUCACUGUUGAAGGUGGAGAUACCUGGGACCAUCUCCAGCUGGGUCGUCAUCUUCAUCCUGCCCAUCAACAGUGCCCUGAACCCCAUCCUUUACACGUUGACCACCAGCUUCUUCAGGGAGCAGGUGGAACUCUUACUCUGCCGCUGGCAGAGGAGACACAUCUUGAAAAAGGACCGCAAAAGCCUCACUUCCUCCACAAUCUUCAUGGAGACGGCGCGGCCUCCCUGCUACCAGCAGCCGGGCUACUUCCAGCGGGUGUCGCUCAACGGCGCGGAUCCUCGCUAUGCCUGAGGGAGGCGGGAACUUUCCUGGAAACUAUCGACGCAGGGGCCGUCUUUUGGCUCCUGCGCGACACUUGCACUAGCGAGACAAGGUUGACAAUCCUUGAGCUUUUCUCUUUAUGUUAUGUAAAAAAAAAAAAUGCCAACGAUGAGACACUUUUGUUCAAAGCAGCUUUCCCCUCCCCCCCCUUCCCUCUCAUGUAUUUAUACACAGAGAGCUCUUUAGGAUGUAGUGUUUUUGCAUGAAGACAGGACGAGCCAGGGAUCAAAUCACCAGUCACGCACUCACAGUGGUCGGUCCCUUUGUGCCGCGUAAAAAGCCACUUCCAUGUUGCCGUGCUUCAUCUGUUCUUGGUGAGGGCACUGUGGAAUAACAAAGAAUGGAUGGAAGAGUAAAUACCAGCAUAUUGUGUACACUAAACAUCACAAUGGAGCCCGUAUACGUGAUUUUGAGAUGGAACUGGGAGACAAAGUGAUCUCAGAAACAAGUUUUUUCUACAGAGUGACUGAAGAAUAAAGAAUUUAGAUUUAAGGGUUAUUAAUAUCAGAAGUCGCAGAAUAAGUCUUGGGCUGCGAAAAAAAAAAGUAGCUCUUAGACUGUUAACUUUGAAUUAAAUUAUGCCCUACAAAUGAAAAUGAUACCAGCACUGUAUGCAAAAAUAUGUACAUAUUUGAC